AUGAACCUCGCGGUGGCCGCCGUCAGCUCUAUCAUCCCCAUGCUGGGCAGGCUCCUCACCAAGGAGUACAACCUACAGAAGAGCGCCAAGGAAGAUGUCAAGUAUCUGCAGAGAGAGCUCAUGAGCAUGCACGCCGCCCUGAGAGCCAUCGCCGAGGUGCCGCCGGACCAACUUCCCUGGCAGGACAUGCUCUGGGCCGGCGACAUCACGGAGCUGUCCCACGACAUCAAGGAUCUCUUGGAGAGCUUCGAUGCGUGCGUCGCCGGCUCCGUGCCUCCCCCCGACGCGGGUUACUUCCAGGUGCUCAAGGUAAAAAUGGCCAACUUGUUCAAGAUGGCCAAGGUUCGCCGUGAGAUUGCCACCGCGGUGAAAGGUGUCAAAGAGCAUGUGCAAGAAGUGGCCAACCGAGAUGACAGGUAUAGAUGUCGUGGCGGUGGUGCAGCCCCACGGACUACAACCACCAUCGACCCUCUUCUGUUGGUUCUGUACGGAAACCAGAAGACGGUUGGCAUGGAUGCUGCAAGGGACAAGAUUAUGGCCAAGUUGGUACAUGGUGCAACUGGGCUUCAGAUACUCUCCAUAGUUGGGUUUGGAGGGCUGGGUAAGACCACUCUGGCUAAAGCAGUAUAUGAUAUGGCUGCAAAAAUAAAAUACGAUUGUAGGGUUUUUGUGUCAGUCUCUCGGAAUCCUGACAUAAGAAAGAUUUUUAGAAAACUGCUCUUCCAGUUUGAUGUGGAAACGUAUAUACGUUUCAAUCAAACGGAGUUGGAUGAAACGCAGCUCAUCAGUUUACUGCGACAAUCGAUAGGGGCCAAGAGGUACUUAAUCGUCGUUGAUGAUAUAUGGGAUACCAAUGCAUGGGGGCUAAUCAGUUUAGCUUUUAUGGAUAAUAACACCAGAAGUAGAAUAAUCACAACAACCCGCAAUUUUGAUGUCUCUAGAGCAUGUUGCUCUUUUGAUAAUGAGCUUAUCCAUACAAUGGAACCUCUCUCUGAAGGUGACUCCAAAAAGCUCUUCUACGAGAGAAUAUUCGCAAGCGAGACUGGAUGUCCUCCUGAACUGGAGCAGGUCUCCACAGAGAUCUUGAAGAAAUGUGCUGGAGUGCCAUUAGCCAUUAUUGCUCUAGCUGGCCAUUUGACAAGUAAUCAGCAGAUAAAACCAGAAGGUCAAUGGCAUGACUUACUUAAUUCUAUUGGUCGUGGGCUUACAAAUGGUGGUAGUGUGGAGCACAUGAAGAAGAUAUUAUCAUUCAGCUAUUAUGAUCUCCCAUCCCAUCUGAAGACUUGUUUAUUGUAUCUAAGUAUAUUCCCAGAAGACUAUUACAUUGACAAGACUCGGUUGGUGAAAAGAUGGAUAGCCGAAGGGUUUAUCCAAGGUGAAGACUUAUUUGAGCUCGGUGAGAGCUAUUUCAAUGAGCUUGUCAAUAGAAGUAUGAUCCAACCGAUAAACAUUGACACCGAUGGUAGGGCAAAAGGCUGUCGUGUCCAUGACAUGAUGCUUGAUCUCAUAUGUGAUUUGUCGAGUGAAAAUAAUUUUAUCAGUAUAUUGGAUACUAUCAAGGGAGACUGGUCUUUCAAAAGAAAUAUGCGCAGGCUGUCCCUCCAGAAGAGAAUGACAGAGCUCACCAGCACUCAACUGUCUACAACGAGCAUGUCACAAGUGAGAUCCUUCACCGUUUUUAGUCCUGCUAUUAAUCAGAUGCUUUCUCUUUCACUAUUUAAAGUUUUGCGUGUGUUGGAUCUAGAAGAUUGUAAUCUUGGAAAUGAUCGUGGUCUUAACCUCCAUUGUGUCGGGAAUUUGUUACAACUGAGGUACCUAGGAUUAAGGGACACAAAACUCCGUGAGAUCCCGACGGAAAUAGGAAAUCUCCGGCUGUUACAGAUAUUGGACUUGCAUGGGGUAGAUGCAGAAAAAUUGCCAACGGGUGUUGUUGGCCUAAGUUAUCUGAUGUUUCUACAUCUUAGAGAAAAUACAGACCUACCAGUAGGCUAUAGGAAUUUGACGUUCCUCCAAGAGCUAACCAAAGCAAACUUCAGUGAUGAUAUGGAAGGGCUGCGCUUCCUGACAGAGCUGAGGGUGCUUUCCUUUAGUUGGCCAUCAGGGUGUGGUCCCGACAAAAUUGAUAUUUUGGUAAACUCCCUAAGGAACCUGGAAAAACUACAAAGCCUAGAGAUUACAUCUGAGAGCAUUGAUCUCAUGGAGAGCAGCUGGAUGCCCUAUCCAGCGCAACAACUCCGUAGGCUUGUGUUGCAUGGAUGGUUUCAUAAUCUGCCAGGAUUUAUUAGUUCUUCAUGGCAUCCCCGCCUCUCCUACCUAUGGAUAGAAGUCCGCAAACUGCAACCGUGGGACAUUCAUGACCUUGGGACUCUGCCAGCUCUUCGUUAUCUCUACCUGAAGUCAAUCUUGGACACUGCCAUGGAAGAGCGUGCCACGCAAAGCUCCCCGCUUAAUAUUGAUGGAUUCCCUUGCGCGACAGAGUGCUGGUUCGAAGGUGUUACAGUGAAUCCAUUAGGGUUCCGGCCAGGAACUAUGCCUAUGGUUCGAUGCCUUGCGUUCGGUGCCCAAGUGUGGAACAUCCUCGAUAUACGUCAUUCGAUAAAGCACCUAGGUCCAGAUGGCUUGGAGUUGGACUACUUGAGCUGGAGCAUAAUGCACCUCUCUUCGCUCGAGCAACUCUCCGUUGAUCUACAUGGCGAGGAGGCUAGCAGCGCAAGGUAUACUAGAGCGGAGGCCGCGCUGAAGCACGCGACGUACAACCAUCCCAACCGUCCCAAGGUCAACAUCUGGAGUCCUAGAGGCUGAAGAGCUGAAGAGGUACGUCAUUAGUCGCAACGCAACAGGCGUUUAUAUCCAAUUAUCAUGCAUACUUGUUCUGCUAAUCUAGAGGCUCUGUCUUUGGCUUUUUCGGGUCCACUCUCAAUUUCACUCUUUCUUUCUUUCUCAGCUGCAGCCCCACGAGCAAGGGCACUCGGCCUCUGCAUGCUACAGGUACGUACUGAUUUCAUUCAUCAACAUCCAUUAUAUGUAUAUAUAUGUAAAAAAAAACAGAAUAUAUUCUGGUGACUAGUUAGCUCCGUUUAAUUUUAAUUUUGCAACUCCACCACAAAUGAUCGGUGUCUAUAUAUGUGAUUCACGUUUCUGCAUGUCAUUGCAGCUGCGUAGCAUGGGAGGUGUGAUCGAUUUCGUCGCAAUCAGCUUCAUCUUUAAUGUUCUUUCGUCGCAAUCAGCUCCACCUGCAUUGUUGCUUCAUUGUUCCUUCGGCGUCAAGAAGAAGUUUUGUCUCCCCCGUAAAGAAGACAAAAAAAGAAAAGUCUGGUGACAUUGCAUAUGUUUGCGCCCUCUCUGCUUUUGGGUUCGUGAAUUCAAAAACCGUUAAAUUUGUACGGUUCGUUCGCGCAUCAUGCGUGCUGCUAGCUAGCUACCUGGAUUGAUUGAAUGUAUUGGGUGGCAAAAUUAUGAUGUACAUCUUGAUUGUGAUUUCUUGGAAAGUUUUCCUUUCUCUUCAAAGGAGCAGCUUAAUACUUUUCACGUGGAUUAUUAAAUAAUUCUUGAGAUGAAUUCACGAGG
Triticum aestivum (bread wheat) is the source of this 3567-nucleotide messenger RNA. Its product is annotated as disease resistance protein PIK6-NP. Bases 1 to 2802 code for a protein of 933 amino acids. The record is from RefSeq and is a predicted model, not a curated record. Gene Ontology annotation, molecular function: ADP binding. Lineage: Eukaryota; Viridiplantae; Streptophyta; Magnoliopsida; Poales; Poaceae. The transcript is spliced from 2 exons. Gene Ontology annotation, biological process: defense response to other organism.